Molecule: messenger RNA, 876 nt
Organism: Pleurotus ostreatus (oyster mushroom)
Lineage: Eukaryota; Fungi; Basidiomycota; Agaricomycetes; Agaricales; Pleurotaceae
Exons: 7
Coding region: 1-876 (291 amino acids)
Cellular component (GO): mitochondrion
Source: RefSeq, a predicted model, not a curated record
AUGUCUCUUUCUCGGUUCUCACCUGCUAUCCACUCAAGCCGUCGGUGGUUCUCAGCCUCACCCUCAGUGCUAGCGGGCCACAACAAGUGGUCAAAAAUCAAAACCAAGAAGGGGGUCUUGGACGCGCAGAGAAGUGCUAUAUUUGGGAAAGCGAAUCGAGAUAUUGUCGUAGCGAUACGUAAUGGCGGUUCCGACAAUCCCGACAAGAAUAUCGCCCUCGCUGCAGUGCUGAAACGCGUCAAAGCCCAGGGAGUUCCAAAAGAGAACAUAGAGACCGCCAUUGCCAAGGCGAUGAGAGGGAAGGACGCAGGCGGCCAGCAGCACCUAGUAUAUGAGGCACUUGCCUAUAAUACUGUUGGCAUAAUAAUAGAAUGUUUGACAGACAACACGAACCGAACACUGCAUAAUGUCAGGAGCAUUUUGACGUCACACGGCGCUCGAUUCGCCCCAGUACAUUACAUGUUCAAGCGAGAAGGGCACGUUCGCGUCGCUCUGGCAAAUGGCGACGAUGAGGGCCUCGAUUUAGCAGUUGAUAAGGCACUGACUGCUGGCGCGAGUGACUUCGAUGACUCCGUCGAUGAGGAUCCAAACCGAAAGCAGCUAACGGUGACUGUCUUUUCCUUUGCUGCGAAGAAAUUCCUGACGCGUUCCACCCAGUUCAUAUGCCCUCCACAAGAUCUAACUUCAGUGACGGAUGCAGCUGUAAAGUUUGGCACUGGUUGCGAACUGAUAAGUAGCGAGCUGGUGUACUCCCCACAAUCCGACGAUGCUCCCGAUUUAGACGAGGAAACAAAAUCAAAGGUUGCUGAACUUGUUGAAGAGCUAGAGGAGGACGACGAUACAAUGCGCGUCUGGACGAGUCUACCAUCAGAGUAG